Messenger RNA from Solanum stenotomum, 834 nucleotides. RefSeq lists its product as uncharacterized. Lineage: Eukaryota; Viridiplantae; Streptophyta; Magnoliopsida; Solanales; Solanaceae. Bases 1 to 834 code for a protein of 277 amino acids. The transcript has 2 exons. The record is from RefSeq and is a predicted model, not a curated record.
AUGGAUGUCAAAAAUGCUUUUCUCCAUGGUGAUCUUAAAGAAGAUAUUAAUAUGAAACCUCCACCUGGUUGUGUUCUACUUUUGGUGUAUGUAGAUGACAUUAUUAUCACAGGAACUGAUUCUUCACUAAUCACUAGCCUCCAACAACAACUUAAAGAUUCUUUUCAUAUGAAAGAUCUUGGUACUCUUACUUAUUUUUUGGGUUUGGAAGUUCAUAAUGUUGUUUCAAGUGUGUUUCUAAACCAACACAAAUAUACUCAUGAUCUGAUUUCUUUGGAUGGUCUUCAAGAUUCAUCCUCCGUUGAUACUCAAUUGGAAUUGAAUGUGAAGUAUCGUCGUGAGGAAGGCCAUCUUCUUCCUGAUCCAACUAUAUUUCGACAAUUAGUUGGGAGUCUAAAUUACCUUACUAUUACUCGGCCUGAUAUCUCUUUUGCAGUUCAACAAGUUAGUCAAUUUAUGCAAGUUCCCCGUCAUCUCCACUUGGUGGCUGUUCGUCGCAUCAUUCGGUAUCUUCUAGGAACAUCUAUUUGUGAAUUGUUCUUUCCAAGUGGUUCUCUUAUUCGUCUUAAUGAUUUUAGUGAUUCUGAUUGGGCGGGAUGUCCUAAUACUCGUCAUUCAGUCUCUAGUUGGUGCAUGUUUCUUGGACAGUUAUUGAUAUCUUGGAAGAGUAAAAAGCAAGAUCGUGUGUCAAAAUCUUCAACAGAGGCUGAAUAUCGAUCCAUGUCUACUGUUUGCUCUGAGGUUGUAUGGCUUCGUGGAUUACUUGCUGAGAUUGGAUUUCCUCAAUCUCAUCCUACUCCUCUCCACGCUGACAAUACAAGUACUCAGAAUUAG